This is a messenger RNA of Venustampulla echinocandica, 1110 nucleotides long. RefSeq lists its product as uncharacterized. Gene Ontology annotation, cellular component: mitochondrion; ribosome. Gene Ontology annotation, biological process: translation. The record is from RefSeq and is a predicted model, not a curated record. NCBI's taxonomy places the organism in Eukaryota, Fungi, Ascomycota, Leotiomycetes, Helotiales, Pleuroascaceae. The transcript is spliced from 2 exons. Gene Ontology annotation, molecular function: structural constituent of ribosome; RNA binding. The coding region runs from base 1 to 1110 and encodes 369 amino acids.
AUGCAGAAGGUAUUCAGACGGACGGUGCUGGCGGAACGCCAAGCAGCUCGGCGGGGAGCUCGGCGGCGAGAGAAGAACAAUCGAGAUUUCCGGAAGGCCCAGCGCGACCAAACGUUUUUUCAAAACCGGGAGAGAGGUGCAAUUCUCAAACAAGCAGCAAUAAAUAGGAAAGAGGAUUGGGAGUUGGGGGCUCUGGCACCGAAGAGAGAUGUGGGAGAGUGGAAGGAGAAGUAUGGGACGGUCAACCCGCACACGUUGAGGGGGCCGAUGCUGUUUGGGGAGGAAAGGUAUAAGAAGUUGGAGAUCUUCGGCGGCAAGUACCUCAAUAUUACGGCGGGGGACAGAGUGGUGUUACUAGAAGGGAGAGACAAGGGAAAGAUUGGAACGAUCAAGGAAAUAGAUGCUCGAAGGGCUGAGUGUACGAUUGAAGGAUUGAACUUGGUCGAUGUAUCCGUCCCCAAAUGGAUGAUCAACCCAGACGACCCGGACCAACGCCCUAUCCGCCAAAUGGAAAAGCCCAUCUCCCUCCCGUCCGUCCGGCUCGUCCACCCUCUCACCGAUGAAGCAACCGGCGUCACCAAAGAUGUAAUCAUCAAAAAGCUGGUCAACAGCAAGCUCUGGCACUCCAAAGAAGGAGGGGUUAGCUGGAGCCGCAUCGUCCCAGGUCUCAAUAUCAAGAUACCCUGGCCUAAACGCGAUCCCAAAGUCUACGAAGACAAGGCAAGCGACACCCUUCGAAUAGACGUGGAAGCCAAAACAUUCGUGCCCACACUCCUCACGCCACCCAUGCCACGGAGCGUUAUCGACGAGCUAAGGAACAAAUACUCGAUAUUCAGAACUAGACACGAGCCUGCGUAUAUUGCCGAGAAGGAGGCCGAGGAGAAUGCAAAGGAGGAGAAGAAGAAAAUGGCUAAGCUUAUGAGAACUCCCCUCUCGGAGAUUAAUCGCAAAGAGAGGAAGUUGCGGAAGGCGAAGGGUAAGGGGAAGCUUACGCCUGAUAUGUUGGAGAGGAUUGGAAAGAUCAUAGCGGAGAAGAGGCAGUUGGCUAUGGAUGCUGCGGGAGUGUCGAAAGAGGGAGCUGCAGCAGAGCCGGUGAAGGCGGCUGUCUGA